Messenger RNA from Trifolium pratense (red clover), 887 nucleotides. RefSeq names its product ferredoxin, root R-B1-like. The record is from RefSeq and is a predicted model, not a curated record. The transcript has 2 exons. Gene Ontology annotation, molecular function: 2 iron, 2 sulfur cluster binding; electron transfer activity. NCBI's taxonomy places the organism in Eukaryota, Viridiplantae, Streptophyta, Magnoliopsida, Fabales, Fabaceae. Gene Ontology annotation, cellular component: plastid. Gene Ontology annotation, biological process: electron transport chain. Bases 158 to 628 code for a protein of 156 amino acids.
CAGAUCCUUCCUUCCUUUUCAAUUCCACACUUUCCCUAUAAACCCCAAAACCCAUCACUUUCUCUCUCACUCACUCACUUCGUGUUUUCCGCUUCCAUCCUCUCUCACACCAACGCCACCAUCUUCUUCCCCUUCUCUCUCUCUCUCUCUGGUGAUCAUGGCAUCAAUGUCCACUGUGAACGUUUCCCCCCUAUCCAUGUUUCAAACUGCAAGCCGCAAUCAAUCAACCAGUGCUGCUACCACAGUGAAGUGCCCUUCCUCUUUUGGGUCGACAAAGAGUGUUUCCAGGUCUUUUGGCUUGAAGUCAUCCUCUUCAUAUAGAACGACUGCAAUGGCCGCUUACAAGGUUAAGCUAAUCGGACCAGAUGGAAAAGAGGACGAGUUUGAUGCCCCGGAUGAUGUUUACAUCUUAGACGCAGCAGAGAAUGCUGGAGUUGAACUCCCUUAUUCGUGCCGCGCUGGAGCAUGCUCUACUUGUGCUGGAAAGAUUGUUUCUGGUUCAGUGGAUCAGUCUGAUGGCUCUUUCUUGGAUGACAAUCAACUUAAGGAAGGCUUUGUGCUUACCUGUGUUUCCUAUCCAACCGCAGACGUUGUAAUUGAAACUCACAAGGAAGGAGAACUUUACUGAGAGAUGGUGCCUUGAAAGUUAAAACUAUUGCUUGAGGAAAUCCGUAAUUUAAGGUAGAUUUUGCAGCUGAUUUGGUUGUUCUGCUUUAUAAUCAGCUUUUCUUAUGGCAUUAUUAGUUAUUUGUGAUGAUGGUUUUUUGUUUGUGCAAGCAAGCACUGUAGUUUUUAGAUAUGAUAAGUUUGGCAUUUGAAUGUGAUCAAUGGUGUCAUUUUAGUUAUGAACGACAUAAUCAAUCUUUGAUGAAAUUCAGUUUCAUGCA